Colletes gigas is the source of this 4107-nucleotide messenger RNA. RefSeq names its product serine/threonine-protein phosphatase 6 regulatory subunit 3 (gene fmt). Gene Ontology annotation, molecular function: protein phosphatase regulator activity; protein phosphatase binding. Bases 458 to 3001 code for a protein of 847 amino acids. The transcript is spliced from 18 exons. Lineage: Eukaryota; Metazoa; Arthropoda; Insecta; Hymenoptera; Colletidae. The record is from RefSeq and is a predicted model, not a curated record. Gene Ontology annotation, cellular component: cytosol; nucleus.
CAGCAUUACGAGAAGGAGAAUUUUCAUUUAUUUGUCCAGUAUGUAAACCAUACUUAAAUUUCUAAGUUUCGAGAUCGAAUAUUCUGAAAUAAGGUGCGUUUCCCUGGUCGAAAGUCGAUUGUGGAAUAUCGCUUUCGCAGCAAACGUCAAAGUUAAAACAAUCCUUUCGUGUUUCUGCUUUUUGGAGAAAAAGUGACAUUUUCAAACUAAUUCUGCUUCGGGGGAAGGAAAAACGGUUUUGUUUGUUACCUUAGCUUUCGCAGUGCCGACAAUUGUCGCUGCAAUUAUUUCACGGCGUCGUCACAGCUUCAAUACGUGCCCAUGCAAUGUUAGUAGGCUCUCCCUCUCGCGAAGUAUUACGUUAUUUUUUUAGUGGCCACCACUUCAAUGUUGUGAUUAUUUUCGCGUCUGAUUAAUCGUAUCGUAGACGAGUAAAGGCGUGAUACGCGAUCACAUCAUGUUUUGGGCGAAUAAUCACGUGUCAUCGCCUCAUAUCGAGGCACUGCUCAAUAAGGAGGGUAUUACAUUGCACGAGUUGAUGGAUGAAGAAGAUAUUUUGCAAGAAUGUAGAAGCCAAAAUAAAAAACUUGUCGACUAUUUAAUAAGACCCGAUGUAAUGGAAGAAUUGAUAAUGCUUACAACUAAAGAACCAUCAGCAGAUAUAGAGGAACGUUGGCGUUACAAAUAUCCAAAUGUAGCUUGCGAACUAUUAACUUGCGAUGUCCCAACAUUAAAUGAGAAAUUAGCAGGGGAUGAAACACUUCUGGCUAAACUUUAUUCCUUUAUCGAUACGGACCAGCCAUUAAAUCCUUUGUUGGCAUCAUUUUUUAGUAAGACUAUUGGAGUACUUGUUGCUCGUAAAACCGAUCAGAACUGGUAUUCGUAUCAGUUCACUUGUUUACAGGUAAUAGAAUUUUUAAAAAGUCGUCAAACAUGCGUCGAUUUACUUUUACAACAUUUGGAAACCUUUGCAAUUAUGGAUUUAAUACUGAAACUUGUCACUCAGGUUGAAGGCAAUGAUAUGCGACAAAAUAUAUUAAAUUGGUUAGAUAGUCAACAGUUAGUGCAAAGACUGGUGAAGUUGUUAUCACCUAAUUCUGAAUCGAGUAAACAUGCAAAUGCUGCACAACUACUUUGUGAUAUGAUUACCGAAACAAGAGAAAAUCAACGUACAUCCACAAAACAAACUGAUUCAGAUCCUAUUUUAAAGACUCUUGAAUCAGCAGACACUGUGAGCCUGUUGUUAGAAACCAUCUUAACUGGAGAAAAACUAGAGAGUAGUAUUGUUGGAGGAAUUCAAGUACUUCUAACACUUUUAGGCCAAAAAGCUAACAAUGCGUUAAACGAGGGAGAUGUUCAAGGCAAUGGUAUCGGAGACGAGGUUACAGACAAUGAACAGCGUAUAAAAAUUUCAAACGCGACCCUGCGUUAUCUAGAACAACUUCACAAACUUUUAUUAGACCCACCCUAUAAACCUCCCGUUAAAACAACUGCUGGAAUGUUAGAGUGCCCAUUAGGGAAUACGCGUAUACAUGUAGCAAAGUUAUUCACAGCACUAAUGACAACAGAAAAUGUAAAAAUUUAUGAGACCUUAGUAGAAUUAGGAACAUUCCAAACACUACUGGAUUUAUUUUUUACAUACACAUGGAAUAAUUUCCUACAUACUCAAGUACAGUUGUGCCUGGCUUUAGCUGUUAAUUGUGAUUUUAAGGAUACAAAUGACAUUAUUUAUGCUAAUAUAUUUAUCAAGUGCAAAUUAAUAGAUCGAAUUUUAGAAGCAUGGGACAAAAAUGAUAGUAAACAGAAUAUGGAAAAUGGAAUCAGGCAGGGAUACAUGGGUCAUUUGAUAAAUAUUGCAAAUAACAUUGUUAACCAACGUAAGAAAAGCGAAGAUUUAGAUUACUUUUUAAAGGCUAACUUAUCACCCGAGUGUCUUAAUAAAUGGAAAAACCUUGUGAAUACGCAAUUGGCAAAGAUUAAUAAAACUCAUCAAAUUCUUUUGUGUGGACAAACCCAGUCAUUCAUAAAUAAUUCCAGCGAAAAUCCAGACGAUUAUAAUUCUUAUCCUCAAGAAGAAUUCCUUGAAGUUCAUCGUGUUGAACAAUAUUACGCUAGUUACCUGAAACAGCAUAUAAAACAGCCAGAUUGUAUUGGAAAUUUUGGAUUCUACGACGAUGAAUUCAAUCAAAGUAAAGGUGAUCUACAUUACUCAGUUGACCAAUUAACAACGAUGGCCUUUACUCUCAGUGAAAAAGAUCAUGAAGAGAGAGAAGAUAUGUUCACUAAGAUAUGUCAAGAGAAACAAAACGUCGGCUUGGAAGACUGUAGCGCAGGAGCGGAGUGGGGCGACGAAGGUGAACUUACUUUUCAAACUGUGGUAGAUAAACAAGACUGGUCCACAAAACAACAACAUAAUGAUUCCAAUUCGUUCGACGAGGAUGACGAAGCAUGGGAUUCAACUGAACCGUUAUCCACCGGUAAUACACUUCCGGAGGUGAAUCCAUGGGACAGUGCACCAUCAGAAACAGUUGAACCUACUGGUUGGGCAAAUUUUGAUAAUUUUGAAAACAUUCUCAGUGUAGAGAAUACUGUGAUAGUAGAUAACAAAUUGUGUGAUGAAAUUAAAAAAGGGCCACCGGACACAUCGGCGGAUCUAAAUAAAACGGAAGCUGUAGUGGGAAGUAAAGUAACGGCGGAAGCCAUCGGAGCAGAUGAUGUCAAAGUCGAAGAUUCUGUCGAUAGUACUUCUUCGCACACUGAAACGAAUAUAAAUCAUAAAAGUAUCGAGGAUAGUCUAUUUUCUGUUUGUACUGCUGAUAGAAAUGCAAAUCCAAGCGAAAAUUUAAACGCCAGAGAAAUCACGUGUGGAGAGAACAUAAUAAAUACAGAGCUUGCAACUACUGUGGUACAAAAUGAAAAAUCCUCGAACGAUAACAAAAUCUCAUGCAGUUUAAACAAUGCAUCAUCGGAAGCUGUAUUGUCACCACCAGAUGCCAAAUGAAAUGCUAUUUCUUGAAUACGGCAUUGCAAUAGAACAAUGGAAAUCAUAUCAGUAUAAAUUUGUACGAAUGAUCAGAGUAUAUAUUACGUCCCUAUAUUUUCAUUAGAUCACAUUAAUUGUGCUUCAUUGCAUUGGCGUCUGAGCAACUACAACUUACAGUAAAGUAUAAAUACGGAAUGAAAAGUAAAAAAAAAAAAAACUCAUCGACGCUCAACUAUGUUUAGUGUAUUACUUGAUGUAUUUGCGUACGUUCUCAGACCGCCAACGUUUUGAUUGUAGGUAUUACAUCUACGUGAAAUACAAUUUUCCAGACAUUCUCGAUGAACAUUCUUACGAAGGGUUUUCUUUAAAUUAUUUGUACGUACUUGAUAUGAAAAUCUGACGGUCACAAAUAUUUUCUGUUGCGUGUUCGACGUUUAGCACGAUAAAGUAGACAAAAGUAUAAUUUGUACAAAGACAGAGCCAAUAGUAGUUGCGAUUGAUCGAACUUUCCCCCAAUCAUUCGAUACUUGGUUUUACAGAAGUAUUACAUACCGUUAUAUACAUGUAAUGUUUUAAAUUAUAUCGAUACGAGGCUCCUUAAAGAAAAAUCACCGUAAAUAAUGAUGUUUCAUAAAUAACUGGUGCUUUUGCUUCUUCGUUCGAUAAGGCAAAGGUACUUAUAUGCAGUGCCUAUCGUUUAAUUAAAUGUAUGCUCGUGCAACGAUGCAAUACAAACAAGAAAGGAAAAUUAUGUAUUUUUAUUACGUUGAUGAUAAUAUUCAGCCAAUGUAUACACACGUAAUGUAAUCGAAGUAUUUCAAUGAAUAACUUUAUUUGCAUUCCAGUAAGAAAAUUCUAUAAGAGUAAAAAAUAACAUUAAUAGUCUUUCAAAAUGAUCUUCCAAAAAGAUAUAGUAUUAAAUUGCAGGGUUCCGAACUUAAUGUGGUGUAUGCUUUGGUUAAUAUGUGUAUAGUUUUUUAAAAGGGAGUUUUACGAAUUAAGUUCCUUGGUUAUUCGAAAAAUUUUGUUUGCCUUAAGAGUUUUUGCUAUAGUAAUGUGUUUAUAGUACCGUACACGAAAUAUUGUACAUAAUUAAUAAAUACAAGCAGUGUUCAAAAUUCAAA